UAAUUAAGCACCCUAUCAGCCUAUCUAAAUUCUAGAACUUGGAAUUCAUAUAUGUAUCGAACAGGACAAAUUAUAUAUAUCAGACCAUCAGGGAGCCUGGCCCUGUGUUUGGCACUGGUCUUCUCUCUCCCCUCGUAACUCCCUUCAUUCCCUCUCCUUUUCUUUUCGCUUUCGCCAAGAAGAGUCUUCCCUCUUUGUCCUGCUUGACCAAACCCUAACCCCCGGGGACCCGGGGAUCGUCGCCGAGGGAUCGAGAACCGGCCAUGGCGGAGGGCCUCGAGAACAAAUUGGCCUAUUUCCAGGCCAUCACUGGCCUCGACGACCCCGAUCUCUGCACCGAGAUUCUCUCCGCCCACAACUGGGAUCUCGAGCUCGCCAUCUCCGAUUUCACCUCCUCCUCUAUCAAUCCCUACCCCAAUUCCUCCUCCUCCGCCCCCGCCGCCGUCGGCGGCUUCGGCGACGGCGUCGGCGGCGGUGGUCCCAAUCUGGCCGAGUCCUCCCUCGCCCGCCAUGAUUCCGGCGAACCCGACCCGCCCGGCCUCGCCUGGAAGCUCAUCACCCUCCCCUUGUACGUCGUCUCCGGCGGCAUCGGCCUUAUCACUGGAGCCGUCGGCCUCGGCGUCUGGAUCGCCGGCGGCAUCGUCUCCCGCUCCCUCAACCUCCUUGGCCUCGCCGCCCCCCGUGGGCCCGAGGCCGACCGGUUGGUCCCCCUCUCAGCGUCCGCGGCCGAGGCCGCGGAGUUCGUCGCGGCGUUUGAGAGGGACUUUGGAGCGGCCGGCGCUGGGGUUCGGUUCGUGGUGGAGGGUUUCAUGGACGCCCUCCAGCGAUCGCAACGGGAGUAUAAGCUUUUGUUCGUGUACCUGCACUCGCCGGACCACCCGGACGUGCCGGCCUUCUGCUCGGGAUGCCUGUGCUCGGCUCCGGUCGCGGCGUUUGUGAACGAGAACUUUGUGGCUUGGGGCGGGAGCAUAAGGAGGACGGAAGGGUUCAAGAUGAGCAACAGCCUCAAGGCAUUUCGUUUCCCUUUCUGUGCUGUUGUCGUGCCCUCUACCAACCAGCGCAUUGUGCUCCUUCAACAGAUUGAGGGACCCAUGUCUUCUGAAGAAAUGCUUGCAAUCCUUCAGCGAGUCGUAGAAGAGUGUACACAAUCUCUGGUUGCAGCAAGGCUUGAGGCAGAAGAAAGGAGAAACAACCAGCGUCUGAGAGAGGAGCAAGAUGCUGCAUAUAGAGCAGCACUUGAAGCUGAUCAAGCUAGAGAGCGUCAGAGAAAAGAAGAACAAGAGAGGUUGGAAAGAGAAGCUGCAGAAGCUGAGAGGAAGCGUAAGGAGGAAGAAGAGACUCGGGAAAGAGCAGCUUGUGAAGCUGCUGAAAAAGAAGCUGCUUUAGCUAGAAGGCGGCAAGAGAAAGCAAUGUCACUGGGUGUUGAGCCUGAAAAAGGGCUGGAUGUUACGCAAAAAUGGGAGAACCUGCCAGUGGAAUUGCCCAGGAAUCAGUGCCUAGGGCAGACUCUCACAAGGUCCUUGUCCGAUUUCCUUCUGGAGAGCGCAAGGAAAGAAAGUUCCACAGUUCAGCUACGGUCAGCUCCCUCUAUGACUAUGUUGAUUCGUUGGAUUGCUUAAAAGCUGAGAAAUACACCAUGGUUUCAAACUUCCCCCGCAUCUCAUAUGGUCCAGAAAAGCAUUCCCUGACAUUAAAAGAAGCAGGUUUGCAUCCACAAGCAAGCUUAUUUGUUGAGGUGGACUCAUGAAUCAUGAUCUGAAUUAUCAAGGGAUGAUGUCCUGGUGGUUAAACAUGAAAAUUUGAUCCCCAAUGUAGAUAUUUCUUUUACUAACUUUUAAUACAAGGAAAGUAGAGGAAAGUACGUUACCGUGUGAGCAUUUCCCUUAUAUACUGCCCUCUGUACCUUUAGGUUAUCAUGACAAUACAUUAUAAUACUUUGGUGAAGAUCAGUUCGCUCGGUUCGCUUGGAGUACCUAGGAUCACAUUCUCAGUUUGGUCGGCAGUGAAUUAAUAACAUAAAAUUGACAUUUCGUAGAGGCAGCUUCUCUUGCUCUAUUUUGCUACUGUCAAAUCUUGGUAAUGGUACAUUACACUUUGAGAAAUAUCAUCUUAUAAGAAAAUUUGAUUUCAGAGCGGCUA
Molecule: messenger RNA, 2139 nt
Organism: Phoenix dactylifera (date palm)
Lineage: Eukaryota; Viridiplantae; Streptophyta; Magnoliopsida; Arecales; Arecaceae
Product: plant UBX domain-containing protein 10-like
Biological process (GO): ERAD pathway
Cellular component (GO): endoplasmic reticulum
Molecular function (GO): ubiquitin binding
Source: RefSeq, a predicted model, not a curated record